AUGGAAACUGGGACUAAUGCUAUAGCUGAUAGCGGUGAAAACAGCUGGUUUAAGGUUAUAACAAGGCAAGCUGUGACUUCAAAUUAGGCUAAACAGCUAGGAUCGAAGUAGUAAUCGAGUGGCCAAAUAGUUCGUUAGCCGAAUAGGACGUUCUAGGAAGCUUGUCCGUAGUAAAUGUGCGUGUAUCGUUAACAGAAGAGCCAUCUUUUAUGUGACACUACGCAACAACACGGCCUCAACCGUCAUAUACUAAACAUAGUUUCGUAUAUAGCCGUGUUAACUAAUCUCGGCAAUUUCUCGGCAUGGGAGAUACGAAUGCUAGCGAGCUACGAGUAAUAUUACGGCGUCUGAAAUCGGUUCGACAGAUGAUAUGUCAACAAACAUGCCAUAAAUAAAAUGGCCUAAAAAUUGACCACCAGCUUUUGCGGGCGGGCGAAACAAAACGAGCAAGUCUUUCCACGUCAGCGAGUGCCAUGCGAAAGGAUACUACGCGGAUUUACUGCUCCACCUCUGAACUUUUGGGCCUGAGAUGACAUUCGGCGUCCCCAAGAAGCAAAAAAUCGAGUUCUACGUGCUCGGCAAAAUGACAACAUCGGACUCCCCACCAAAUCAACAACCAUCAGUGUUGACAUUUUCCAUAGAGCGAUUAAUAGGCCCCGCAUCUGGCCCAACUCCAAUACCUGGCCCACCUCACUCUUUGUUGAAUCCUCUCAUAGACCCGUUACACAGUAGCUACUUCAAUACACUUAACAACCUCUAUACUAACCACUGGCUUAACCCCAUGCAAGCUGCGGCCCUUAGCUAUAUGCAGUCGACUGAAGAUUAUCGCCUUUGGACCGAACGUUACGAUGCGCUGAAGAUUACAACAAACAGAGAUGCAUCUCUAGAGGAGAUAAAUACGCCAUCUACACCAGGAAGCUCUAUUAAAAAAGAGCACAACGGAGCAGCCCUAGGCAACUCGGUACCUAAAACCUUCCCGUGCCCUGAAUGCGGAAAGGUCUUCAACGCACACUACAAUUUAACACGGCAUAUGCCUGUGCAUACUGGCGCUCGGCCAUUCGUGUGUAAAGUGUGUGGUAAAGGAUUCAGACAAGCUUCAACACUUUGUCGCCAUAAGAUCAUUCAUACCGCUGAAAAACCCCAUAAAUGCCAAACGUGCGGAAAGGCAUUCAAUCGUAGCUCUACCUUAUCGACACACAUCCGCAUUCACGUUGGUUUCAAGCCAUGGGUGUGCGAAUUUUGCGGAAAGGGCUUCCAUCAAAAGGGUAAUUACAAAAAUCAUCGUCUAACGCACACGGGCGAAAAGUCGUAUAAAUGUCACAUAUGCCAAAAGGCUUUCCAUCAAAUUUACAAUCUGACGUUCCACAUGCACACUCACAACGACACAAAACCAUAUACCUGUAAGGAGUGCGGCAAAGGUUUCUGUAGAAACUUCGACUUAAAGAAACAUCUGCGUAAGAUUCAUGAUGUUCCAGAGAAUCAACUCGGCUCGGAUGAUGAUAGUAAGUCAGGACCAUUCAAAGAUGAAGAUGAUCCCUACAAUGAUGAUCCUAUUGUAGACGUAUGAUUGAUGGGCGCGUUUCGGCUUUGCUAUAUUUUUCGUAUGGAUCAGGAAAUAUCGUUCUCGGAGAGAAGGUCCCGCUACUGUAUAAUAUUGUAGUGAUAGAGGUGGCCCCUAAUCCUACAAAAAAUAUAUAAACACCGCUACAAAUCAUAUUUGAAAUAUGAAAUGGGAACACACAAAAUUAAGUGAAAAGCCGCGCCGAGCUAAAUUUAAUCUAUAAACUACGUAUGCAUGUAUUACAAAGAAAAGGUACAGAAUAUAAAUGAUACAUGUACAAAAUAGAACAAGCUAACUUUGCUUGGAAUUAAAAAAGGAUAAAAUGAAUAGAUCAUUCCCUAGGAAAUCGGGAAAACUGCUGCAAUUAUAACGACGACGAUGAUGUAAGUACACCGAGUGUCCUAGAAGUCUCGAGGGAAAUGAUGCUAAUGUACAGAGGCAAAUCAUACAUGUGAAUAA
Varroa destructor (honeybee mite) is the source of this 2020-nucleotide messenger RNA. RefSeq lists its product as uncharacterized. Gene Ontology annotation, cellular component: nucleus. The record is from RefSeq and is a predicted model, not a curated record. Gene Ontology annotation, molecular function: DNA-binding transcription factor activity, RNA polymerase II-specific. Gene Ontology annotation, biological process: regulation of transcription by RNA polymerase II. NCBI's taxonomy places the organism in Eukaryota, Metazoa, Arthropoda, Arachnida, Mesostigmata, Varroidae.